UCUACCCUGACGAAGAAAGACCACAUCGCCAUACAAAAAUUCGAGCUGCGGUGGCCAUAAUGGACUAGACAGUUGAAUGCAUUCACAAUGACGACGUAAAAAAGACUGUUUUCAAAGGGCGAGGUAAAUUGCAGAAGAUGCGUGAUUGAAGUGAUUGAAAGUUGAAUAGGGUCUAGAAGGAUGAGUGUGCCAAAAUUUCUUAGCAGGAGAGAAUGUGGUCAGACCAAAAACCAAAGGAGCGUUCAGGAAUUACUUGAGGCCAGGGCAGCAGACCCAACAAUAAAUCAGUCAUGUCAGUUGCUGGGCCAAGCUCGGUCCACCUUCCUUAUGGACUUCAGUGCAGACAGGAGGAAGAUAGCAUCUACCCAUGGGGAUCACUCGGUGAGAGUGACUGACCUAGCUACCGGGAAGUGUACCCAUGUCCUGACUGGCCAUCCCCGUACGCCAUGGUGCCUAGCUUUCCACCCAUCCUCCAGUGAGAUCUUGGCCUCAGGAUGCCUGGGGGGAGAGGUCAGAAUCUGGGACCUACAUGGAGGAGGUAGUGAGGUGUACCGCUCCCCUGGAGAUCACGUCAUCGCCUCUAUGGCCUUCCACCCCUCAGACCACGUUCUUGUGUUCGCCACGUCCAAUGAGCUGUUCUUUUGGGAUUGGUGUAAACCUGAGCCGUUCACAUGCUGCAGGACCAGGGAGGAUUUUGAGAGGAUCAGGUGGAUUAGGUUUGGGCCUCUGGGACACUGUCUGUACACAGGUAUAGCUAAUGGCUCCACCAUCCAGCGAGAUGAUACCACACACAUCUCGCAUAUCAGUGAUCCGUCUUCUGAUUCACAUUAUGAUUCGCGACAGAGAAUGUUACGACAGAGGUAUCGCACACUGCUUACCCGUUUCCAAGCAUAUCAGAACGACCGUAGCCAUGGCAGUGAAAACCGUAACACAUCAGACAUAAAUGCUGGGGAUCCACUGUACAGAGCUGGAGCUGGUGCCAAUAACAGUGAUGAACAUGACAUAAUUUCCAUCGGCCCUCGUUCUCCUGCACACGAGGAUGCUCUAGAUCUGGCUCAGGAAUACGCUGCCCAUGUGACGGAGACCACAGCACGCUUAAGGAACUCUCGUAGCUAUGCUGCCACAGUCACUCAAGAUGCGAGACGGGCCAUGUUGUUUGAACAGCACGGCUUGAAUCGUCCUAUCCCACAAGGUCCUGAGCUGCAAGCUCGGCUACGUUCUGCGAGGGAGAGGGCGAGUGUGGCUGGGGACAGCUCAGCUGUGAGUGCUGAAGUAUCGGCAGGUGGUCGGGGGUUCCGUCGUGGGGCAUGUAGCCCGCCACCCAGAAGGGAAAUUCAGCCCCCACCCACAACCUCACAAAGGAUAGACCAACUCCUAACCUCAGGUUCUAGUGAUUCCAGAGAUGCAGCGUUCAGAAUAAGAGACUUAUCUUCCAUACAAAGACCUUUAUUUAUUAACACAACCACAGAUUCAUCAAGGACGAGUUACUCUCCGAGAGACUCGUCACAGGUGGAGUCGGUGAUGGGAACCUGGGGGAAUUCCACUAGACGCACUCUGCCUUCUCCGUUGGCCAGUGUUUCUGGGGUAAAUAGGACAAUGUGUGAACACAGCCCAAACAGUGGGACAUGCCCCAGGGGUACUGGUAGACUGUCCAGCCCUGGGGGUGCCUCUAACUCCAUCCUGAGGACUAGACUUAACGCUGCACAGGACAGUUGUUCCCUGCCUAGUGGCUCUGCUUCUCAUUCCAGUGCUCAGAAGUCGGGGCCAGUUGUGAUAUUUGGUAGGGAGGAGUCAGGGAUCUGGAAACCCUCUGCGUCUGCGAGCACAUCUCAGAGCUCGUCCUCUCCUAGUCAGGGACAUGAUUCUAUAACAAGUGCUAAGAAUAUUUGCUCAAGUCCUACAGACUCUCGACGGCCGUCGCACGCGGUCACAUCGUGCUCUCUGGUGGGUUCUGGGAACUCCGUUGUCACAGAGGCUUUUUGUGAAUCUGGUGUGACGACAGUAACUGCAAGUCAAACACCAUGCUCCACAUCCACAUCCAGUCUCUCUGCAGUCCUUUCUAAUGAUGCUGCUACCACCUGUAAUAUUCGUGAUAUAUUUAAUUCAGCUGCUGUGACACCGUCUACAACAGUUUACAGUACAUGUGUUUCAUGUGUUCAUGCUCCAGUUGCUAGUGUAUCAAGUGUUCAGGCUCCUGCUGCGAUAUCAAGUGUUCAGGCCCCUGUUGCGAUAUCAAGUGUUCAGGCUAAUCUUGGAACUGUUUCACAUGUUCGGACUCCUGUUGCGAUAUCAAGUGUUCAGGCUCCUGUUGCGAUAUCAAGUGUUCAGGCUCCUGUUGCGAUAUCAAGUGUUCAGGCUAAUCUUGGAACUGUUUCACAUGUUCAGACUCCUGUUGCGAUAUCAAGUGUUCAGGCUCCUGUUGCGAUAUCAAGUGUUCAGGCUCCUGUUGCGAUAUCAAGUGUUCAGGCUCCUGUUGCGAUAUCAAGGGUUCAGCCUAAUCUUGGAACUGAUUCACAUGUUCAGACUUCAAUUCCCCCCAGCACAGCUUGUGAUCAGGCUGCACUUGUCAGUUCUCUGCCAUUUAGAACAUGUAGCAGAAAUACUACUGCAGCACCUGGUCAAGUACCAGAUGGUAUUCUUGGAAGUUCUGCAGGUGUAGUGAAUACAGAUUCAUGCGGGGGGAGUUUUCGUGCCACAGGAUUGCAGCGUAGCAGUGGCAGGACAGGAUCAUCUCCUAGAUCUCCACCACAAAGUGGUCUGCCCCCAGAGUCUUCCCCGAGGAGGGUGUUGGAGUCACAAACCAGGCCUGCCCCCGACUUGAGUCUGCUGGGAUUCAGACGGAUUCCUUCAGAGGCCCUUCUUGCAACAUCUGUGUUACCCUCAGUAAACAUUAGACCCUCUGAGAUCAUGGAGGAAGAUGUGGCAGAGAGCAAUCCUCUGUACUCUGCAGAUCAUUCAGUGACUUUUGAUCAUGACCGUCAACCUCCAGAGCAUGGCAGAAGUGCAGAAACAGCACAAGGUACUGUCUCUGCCUCAGGAAGUAGAAUCUCUCCGAGAGAAAAUGCAAACCCAGAUCUGCAGCGGACCUAUGCAACUAGGCUGACCUAUGAGCCUCAGGUACCAGUUUUAUCUGGUAGUGAUGCGAGUGAUGAACAUGUCAGUAUAAGUAACAUGACCUCCCGUUUGGCACAAGAAAUAAAUGUCCUUGGUAGGAUGAUUGCCAUGAGAGAAAGAUUUUCCGUUCGAUUGCAAGCUCUCCAAAACGAGCGGAAUGAAGCUAUGGCAAAUAGCCCAGUCAGCCAGGGCAGUCCACCACCUGGCAGAAUACCAGAGAUUACAAUCACUGAACACCAGGUGGAGCCACAGGUGCCUGUAGUCAGCAGUACUGACCAGUCAGAUUACCCCAGUUCAUCACCUGUGCCUGGACCCUCUAGACCUAACCUCGAAGCCCCCGCCCCUCCGGAAUCUGCACUGCAAGGGUUGGACCGCACCUGGCAUACACUUCAACGCCGCCACCUACAUCCCCACUAUGGCGUCAGUAUACUGGAUGAGACCAUUAACCGACCAAAUGAUGCUCUACAAGCCGCCAUCAACAGAGCCAUCGCAGGUGCUUUCAUGGGAACAGGAGAAGCGGCUGUGGCCAGUAACAUCAUCAACCUGACCCACAGGAUUCAGUGCUGGGACUUUAGUCGGUGUGUUAUACCAGACAUCUCUCAGGCCAACACCAACAUUGUGGUACCUCACUGUAAGAUUCACAAUGAUGCCAGCUGUGAUAUCAGCCAGGACGGCACCUUCCUCGCCACGUUUGUACCCAGUCAUCGAGGUUUUCCAGACGACACCAUCUUAGCGGUGUUCUCCUUGCUUCCAGGAUCCAGAGGGGAUUGCCUCUUCACCAAAAGUUUUGGUCCUAAUGCCAUAUCUGUCAGCUUAUCUCCCCUGAAAACACACCUGGUGGUUGGACUGGCCUCCAGGAGAUUGUCUUGGGUCUUCACUACCAGUCAGGUUGUGGGUCAAGUGUACAAACUACGACAGCCCAAGGCUGGGGAAGCUUCCAUGGAGGCGGUGACUGAUAUCCACCACCCUUGUGACAUGGAGAUCCAAUCUCACAUUAGCGUUAACUCCGUCCGCUGGCUGCCCGGGGUUGGGGAGGGUGUCAUCUAUGGUACUAACCGCGGGGAUCUCCAUAUCUGCCGCCCUGGGUGAGUAGGCCGAAAACAAUAACGGAUAAGGAAGAGGAUAUUGAUGUUGUUGGGCAAGCCGAGGAUGGGGCCAUGGACAGCACAAACAUGCGUCAAAACCUAAUGCACAUCUCCCACACGCUAAGCGCCGCCAUACAGACGCUGCAUCGGGCACGGCGCACUGCUGCAACACAGACUGACCAGGCAGAGGGUGAGAAUCGACCACAAAGGCCACAGCAGUAGGGACUUAAGAGUUAACACUGAUGUGUCUAAAAAUAAAGUUAUGAUGGGGACAGUCAGUAUAAGUGCAAGAUAAUGCAGAUGUUUUGCUUUAAAUUUGCAGUGUUUGUAACAUUGUGACUUCUGACCUGGCGGUGUGAAGGUCUUAUUUUUUAUUUUGUUUUGGUAUAUUUUUUUAUAAUUAAAGGGCCAAUCUACAUGUACCAGUGGGGAGGUUACUGUAUCAUUGGAAGGAAUACUCUAUCAGGGAAAGGAUUGUGAAGCACAUGCCAAGGUGUAUCAGUGAGAGGUUUAACAUAUGAUUGGAGAGGUUUCCUAUAUCAGUGGAUGGGUUUAUCAGUGGAACAGUUACUAUAUUAGUAGAAGAGUUACUCUAUCAGUGGAAGGACUACUGUAUUUGUGGAGGGGUUACCCUAUCAGUGGAAGGGUAACUGUAUUUGUAGAGGGGUUACUCUGUCAGUGACAGAACAACUGUAUUUGUGGAGGGGUUACUCUG
This is a messenger RNA of Liolophura sinensis, 4914 nucleotides long. RefSeq names its product activating molecule in BECN1-regulated autophagy protein 1-like. NCBI's taxonomy places the organism in Eukaryota, Metazoa, Mollusca, Polyplacophora, Chitonida, Chitonidae. Gene Ontology annotation, biological process: mitophagy; autophagosome assembly. The coding region runs from base 181 to 4203 and encodes 1340 amino acids. The transcript has 15 exons. Gene Ontology annotation, molecular function: ubiquitin-like ligase-substrate adaptor activity; protein binding. Gene Ontology annotation, cellular component: intracellular membrane-bounded organelle; Cul4-RING E3 ubiquitin ligase complex. The record is from RefSeq and is a predicted model, not a curated record.